CCUCCCCGGUGCUGGUUGCAUGCACCUACUAGUAGCCUACUCACACACUCGAAAGCUAGAAUCCUCCCAUCGCCGUCUCUCCGUCUCCGUCCUCCGCUGCCGUCCGCAACCUCGCCGCCGACGAGACCCGAGGCAAGGAGAGGAGGGGGAGGUGUUGGUAGGCUUGGUGUUCACGUCGGGUGGGGGUAGCGGAGGGGAGCGGGGCCAGCCGUCUGGGGGGCAUGGGGGAUGUAGUGGAGGAGGCGGACCUCGCGGACCCGAACCCGGACGUGCAGGACCUGUUCCAGCACUACGACCGCCUCUACUUCCGGGGCGCGCUCGCCGGCGCCGGCUUCAUCGUCAAGUGGGCUUCCUCGCCAGCCUUCAGUUCCUUUGGAUCUUGCACCUUUUCUAAACCGCGCAAUACCAUAACACUCUCCGAGCCGGUUCUGAAGUAUCUCUCAUGCACUGACCGGAAGAAUGCAUUGCUGCAUGAAAUGAUUCAUGCAAUCAUAUAUGUUAAGCAUCACAGGAAGGACCGCUCCCAUGGCCCUCUUUUCCGUGCUUGGAUGGAUGCUAUUAAUUCGUGCUCAAUAAAAGAUCACCAGAAACCAGAUGGUGGGUACAAUAUCACCACCCGCCAUGAUUUCAGUCCAGAAGAGCCCCACAGCCUUUUGAAGGGUACCUUGUGGAAGUGCGGAUCUUGUGGAGAUACACAUUUUAGGGCUACAAACCAGGGUCCUCCGUCUGAUGCCUGCUGCAUUGAGAAUGUUAAAAGUGGCACACCUUGUGGAAACAUGCUUUGUCACUGGCACAACCACAAGAAUGAUUGUCGUGGCACGUACGAAAAAACAAAGUUGGAAUCAGAUGCACUAUCUCAAAAGAAGGUUCCAGGAGGUGCUCAGUUACUUCUGACUUCCCCAUCAGAAAUGUCCAAGUCAAAAGGAGCCAUUCAAGAAUCCAGUUCGUCUGCGUUGCAGGGGAAUACUAAAGCCACAAAACCAAGUGAUGAAGACAAGCAUAUUCCUCUAGUGAGUGGUAGCAAUGGGAAACCUCAGGGGAGUAGUUCCGUGAAGAAGGCAGGCAAGAGGCGCUGGCCAGAAGUUGUUCCAGAAACAAGUGUUCUCCUUGCUGAAUUUCCAAGAAAAUCAAAGGGGAAGCAAGAUUUGGUUGCAGCAGAGGACGACCUUUUCUCUCUAGUCAGUUGCGGCGCUCCAAAGUCUUCAAGAAGUAGCAAGAAGGUUGUCAAGGCAGACAUGCAGCGUAAGCCUGAGGAUGUUCAGAAACCCAGUGGUCUGCCUGCUUCGCCCCAAGGAAAACCGAAUCAGAAGAAAGUUGGCAAGCAGCAUAAGCCUGAUGAUCAGAAACCCAGUGUUUUACCUUCUACACUCCUAGGAACACCAAAACUGAAGCAUGCAUUGGUCACAACAGAGAAGGACAAGCCUUUCUCAGCAGAGGGCUGCAAUGAUACAAAAUCGCUGGGAAGCACCUCAAAGAAAGCAGAAGAGCAGCAUGAGCCCCAGAUCGCUCAGAAAGCUUGUUCUCAGACAGCUUACCCUCAGAAAAUACUGAAGCCAGACUUGGUUGCACUGGAGAAGAAAGAACCUUCCCCUACAAUGGGCUGUAGCAAUGAAAAGUUACUGGACAGGAGCUCCUCAAAGAAGGCACACAGGCAGCAUGAGCCUGAAGACAUUAGGAAAACCAUUCUGCCAGCUGCCUUAAAGAAAGCAGGAGAGUGGCAUGAGCCCCAGAUCGCUCAGAAAGCCUGUUCUCAGCCAGCUUACCCUCAGAAAAUACUGAAGCAAGAAUUGGCUGUACUGGAGAAGAAAGAACCUUCCCCUACAAUGGGAUGCAGCAAUGAGAAGUUACUGGACAGGAGCUCCUCAAAGAAGGCACAUAGGCAGCAUGAGCCUGAAGACAUUAGGAAAACCACUGUUCUGCCAGCUGCCCCUGGAAGUAAACCGAAGGCAUCAGGCUUUGUUGCAUCAGGGAAUCAGCGAAAGGGAAAAUGCAAAAGGAAGCCUGUGAGGGAAAAGGAGUAUGCUGUGAUGAGUGCGUAUUUGGACUACUAUGAAUCAGACAGGUCAAGCGGAUCAACCGAGUCCCUUGUAAACAAAAGAACAGAGCGAAGAAAAAGAGAAAGAGAAAGAGCAAGAAUUCUGACUUAUUCACGUUCGAAGAAGCUUAACCCUGCUGCACCAUUGGUCUACUCUAGGACAAAUGCCUCAGUCAGUAGCCACAGAAUCGAGAUGUUGCCUCACAGGGAUGGACUGAUACAACAGUCCCUGCCACCACCUCCAUGCUCGGACAAUGCUAUUCUUACUACUGCUAACCAGGUGGUGGUGACUGAAGCCACUGGAGAUCAUUCCGAGCCGUCUGCUCCAUGCCUGGAUAUUGUUCCACUUCAGCCAGCUGAACCACCCGGUUUAACUCCUCCAGACCAAAGCACUGCCCCUGACAUAAUAGAUAUUUCCGAUGAUGACUUGCCAUGAUACUUUUUUUCGGUGAUGAUAGCUUGGCUCAUUUUGGAUGGUUGCCGGGCUGCUCAUUGGUACCAAUCCUGCGACAGGCGAUGUCGCAUGGAUGAGCAACCAGCACACUGGACGUGGACAGUAUGCCAUGGUGUUUUGGAAGUGACAUAGUGUUUUUUCAAAAUAGAAAGGAAGUGACAUAGGUCUGGUUAGCUCUGGCAAUAUUGUCUCAGGAGCAUAGUCACGUAUCUGUAGCAUGUAACGUUGAACUGUUUCGUUGCCUAAGUGUUUCUCUCAUGUUUCGUCCAACGUCUGAAUAUAUUUAUGACGUCCUGGUUCUAAAGCCUCCA
Molecule: messenger RNA, 2800 nt
Organism: Setaria italica (foxtail millet)
Lineage: Eukaryota; Viridiplantae; Streptophyta; Magnoliopsida; Poales; Poaceae
Exons: 7
Coding region: 222-2471 (749 amino acids)
Biological process (GO): DNA damage response
Cellular component (GO): nucleus
Molecular function (GO): metalloendopeptidase activity; polyubiquitin modification-dependent protein binding; single-stranded DNA binding
Source: RefSeq, a predicted model, not a curated record